Zerene cesonia (dogface butterfly) is the source of this 845-nucleotide messenger RNA. RefSeq lists its product as uncharacterized. The transcript is spliced from 3 exons. The coding region runs from base 76 to 462 and encodes 128 amino acids. NCBI's taxonomy places the organism in Eukaryota, Metazoa, Arthropoda, Insecta, Lepidoptera, Pieridae. The record is from RefSeq and is a predicted model, not a curated record.
AUUCAUAAGGUAACUCUUAAACAGAUCAAACAUUCAUUGUGCUCUUAGUGGAAACAAAAUCUGGUGACACCAAGCAUGGACGUCAAAUAUUUCGUGUACAUCGUUUUAAUUCUGCACAGAAAUUUAAGCCCCGUAGUCGGAGCGGAAGGUGCGGACAUAUACAGAAUGACGGAUAGCAUAUUUACUUGCAGCAAGUGGCUAUCGUCUAUAAUAGAUAAUUUCUGCAAUAACGUGUUCAAAAUUGUAAAGAGAGAUACUUCAGUAAUGUUGGGGAAACUAACACCGACAGGUUUGCAGAGAAGUGCGAAUAAAAAGCGGUUACUGGCAGAGAAACGGUUACUGCGCGUGCGCAGGCAAGUCGCGAGGGAAUGCUGUGAGCGGCCCUGCACCGUCAGCACGAUCAUCAUGUACUGCCCAGACGACGCGAGAUUAUUACAAGAGAAUCCAGAUAUAUUCUACUAAAUAAUCGUAUACAUGAUGUUUAUUGGUAAUUCUGGGCACGGCAAGCAGUUCGGACUUCGCAGGAUGCCCUGAAAAGCGGUUCUGAAUUGAAACUAGAUGGAUGAUUUUCAGUGGCAAUGUCUACGGAAAACAUGGGAUUCUUCUGCCAGAAUUUGGAGAACAGUUGCUUCUUUAAUGUACGGCGGCACAUAAGGGACUUCACGGUGACACAUGAGAGUUGGUUAUGUUAUUUAUUUAUUAAAUUCUUAGAAAUUAAGGAAAACAGUAAUUCACUAAGAGCACAUAUGACAAUAAAAGUAAUUCACACUAUCCUUUGUUUUAUUUCCUCCUUAAGUAUAAGAAAUGACUUCAGAUAUAGGUACUAAUUCGCUUUCCUAACAUUA